Molecule: messenger RNA, 4488 nt
Organism: Lottia gigantea (owl limpet)
Lineage: Eukaryota; Metazoa; Mollusca; Gastropoda; Lottiidae
Exons: 17
Coding region: 1-4488 (1495 amino acids)
Cellular component (GO): centriole
Source: RefSeq, a predicted model, not a curated record
AUGGAUGAGGAAGAAGCAGAAUUAAAAACAACUGAAGGGGCUGUUAGUGUGGCAAAGGACAAAGAAAAGCCUACUGGGGAUACAUCUUCAGAAUUAUCACCAAAAAAUUCACCAAGAAUUAAUGGUUCUGAAGAAGAUAAAGAAAGGGGAAUCCCAGAUGAUAAUGCCUCUGUCAACAAAAAUUUUGAUACCACAGACAUGUCUCAAAACCAAGAUAAAGAUUAUGGGGCAGUACCACUUAUAGAAGACCCAAAAUAUAAGUCAGUAGUAUUGAAUCAGAAUUUGCAAAAUGGAGAUAAAGAAGAAACUGAAUCAGAAGAAUCAACAAUUCUUCAAGAUCCUGAUGGAAUUACCGACAAGGAGAAAGAUACCAAUCCUGAUAUUUCAAAAGAUAUGUCAGGAGAAGCCAAUAACCUUGUUGAAAAUGUUCCCCUAGAAGAAACAGAGAAAAUUGAAGAUGUGUCAGUUUCCAUGCCUCAGUUGAAUUCCCCAGCUAUUUCUCCCAGAAGUCCGAUCAGGUCUAAUGAUGAGGAUUCUGGUACUAAAGCUGGUGAUAAUGGACCUGCAAUUGAUGAAAAUUUGGCCAAUAUUGAUGAUAGAGUUUAUCAAAAAGAGGAAGACACCUUUCAAGAUGAGCACCAACCUGGUGAAUCACCCAGAGAUACUUCAGUCAAUUCACCGAGGACACCUUUAUCUGGUGUAGCCAGUGACCAAGGUGGUUCAUUUGAUGCUUAUUCUGAUGAAGAAGAUAACAGUUUGAUUGCUCAACAAUUAGUUAACCAGGUGAUUGAUAAAGCAGUGGAUACUGUCAAUGAUCCUGAUGGAACAGCUGCUUAUGACUUAGACAAGUCUGGAGAAAAUCAUCAUAAUGGAUCAGUUGAAGGACAAUAUCGUCCAGCAGAUGACUUUGGUCUGGACAACCAGAUUGAUGGAGGCAAUAAUGAUAUUUCUGUGACUGGGAAAACCACUGAUCCUGGUGAUGAUCCUUUCAAUGAUGAGCUGACUAAUAUAUUUCUGCAAAGGGGGAGAGGAAAUGGUGAGGAAUCUGAUGGAGAUGACAGUCAGCAACAAGUAGUGCAACCAGAUGAUGCAGAUGGUAGUCGUAUAUCAGUUCCAGCUCAGCAGGAUGACGAUAAUGAUACUCACCAGCAUCUUAACAAGAACCCCACAAACCAGUUUGAAGAUGUCAGUGAUAUAGAAUCCUUUCAACAAGAAGCAACUGGUAAUAAUGAAAAUAUCCCUGAAGAAACUGGCAGAACUGAACCUUCAGCUCAAGGUGAAACACAAACAAAUGGUAUGUUUAGCUCUCCAGAAGAUGGCGCUCUAUUGACGGAAGAAGAUGAUAUGAAAGAUUCACAAAUUACUGAUGUUCUGGGAGUUAAGGAAUGUUUGAUAUUUGAGACUGGAGAAAUCAAUAAGGAAAAUAAAAAGUCUAGGAUCAGGUCUGAUUCAUCCUCUACAGCAUCUCCUGUAAAACCUGAUUCUGACCCAAGAAUCCCAAAUUCACCUCAAGGACAAGAAGAUAAGAAAGUUUUCAAGAUCAACAAAGCUGCUUUAAAUGAUGGUGGUAUUAGUAUUCAUCCAGAUGGUCUUAAUGAAAUGGUUCACAUUGCUUCUGAACAGACUGGAACAGAGAUAAGAAAUCCAUCAGACACUCCAGAGCAUGAUGAAGAACUUGUCAGUGACAGCCAGAUGCUGACUCAUGAGACUUUCAGUCCCUCACCAAAAGCAGCAAGGCAUGCCCCAUCUUUUAACAUAGAUAACUAUAAUCAUAUUCGUAAGGAUUUGUUCACCAGAAGAAGUGGGGAUGAGGAUCAGGAAGAAGAUUAUAUUCCUGAGCAAGAGAAUAAGGAAAACAUUCCAGAGUCCAGAUCAAAGAAGAAAUCCCGCAAUUCACCUUUAGGUCGACCACCUGCCGGUCGUGUGGUUCAUCAGGAAGAUGGCAGUAGGUAUUCCCCCAAUGUGGUUUCAUCUCCACCAAGUUCUGGACCCAUACCAGGUUUUAACACCAUGCAAGAACAACAGGUGAAUUGGUUGAGAAUGUUUAAAGUUUUAGAAGACCAACACAGAACAGAAUUGAAAGCUCAAUAUGCUAAACAUUCACAGAUGAUUGAACAGAUGCAGAAUACGAUGGAAACAGAAUUAAAAAAGCAACAAAACAACAUACAACGAAGACUUGAAGCUCAUCGUGAUGCCCUGACAGAAACAGCUCAAGAUGAAUCUAGUAGUCUCAGUGUAUAUGGUUAUUACACCAAUGAUCCUGGAAAUCUUCGAAGAUCACCAAAUAGGAGAUCACCAAGAUCAGGAUCAGAUGUCUAUUUGUCUGCAGCUCGUUCACCUCGUGCUGAUAGCUAUCAUUCUGAUUCAUCUGAUAUAGAUCCUUUAGAGAUUCGACGUAGAAUGUAUACCACCGGUAGCUCUAGGGCACCUGCUGGUAUACCAGGCCUAGCCGAUAUAUCUGAUUAUUCCACUCUUCCUUCCGAUUCCUUCCAUGUCAAGAAAACAUUAGAUGCUGAAUACGAUUCCACACAAACUUCCAUUUUACUGUCUGAGGCACAACGUUCUCCCAGAUCAUUACUUGAAAGACCUCGAUCAGCUGAUGGAGGGGAGAGGUUAUUAAGAGGUGGUGUCUACAGUACUCCCAUGCCUAUGUCUAAAGGCAGAUCACCUCAGACUGUGUAUGAUAGUGGAGUGUUAAAUGAUACUAUAUAUAGAACUGGAAGUGGUACCAAACCAUCAAAAACCACAGAAUUACAAUACCAGGGCCAUGGUGAUAUUGGUACUGAUGUAAAUGAGGAAUCCUUAUACAGUUCUAAUGUGAAACUGCGAGAGAAACAUGCUAAACAUGUAGCUGAUUUGAAAGCUUAUUAUGAAGAAGAAAUCCAAGCAUUACGUUCAGCAUUAAGCUCCUCCCACUCUAAUAAAGAGACACCUAAUGAGAGAAUAUUAAAGGAAGAUAAUCAAGAUUUACGUCGAAGAUGUGAAGAUUUAACGGAUGAAUUAGAUGAUGCUAAUAAUUGUAUUAGAGAUUUAGAACAGAAAAUUCAAGGACUAGAAAUAAGAGCGAAUGACUAUUCAGAUCGGUAUAAAGAUUCUCAAGUGACUGUCUUGACGUUAAAGACUAGGUUAGAAGAAUUACAUAGUUAUGCUAAAGAAAGAGAUCACAUGUUAGAUAGUCUUGAACAAAAAGUCAAACAUCAAGCCAUAGCUUUACAAGACUCUUAUAAGAUUCAAGAUGAGUUACAACAAACAUCUAAACAUGAUCAAAUGGCUUUACAGAGGACAUUAUGUAAAUAUGAAGAUCUUGAUAAAGAAUAUAGAUUAUUGAAGGAAUCAUUUAUCAGUAAAGAAAGAAGUUUAUAUGAUGCUAGAGCAGAAAUAUCUGAUUUGAACAAAACUGUUUCGAGAUUAGAAUUAAAGAACAAACAACUGAUGAGAGAAAAUGAUAAUUUAUUACAUAAAUCAGCUAUAGCCAUGAAUAUGUCCUCAGCUAAAACUAAUUAUGAAGAAUCUUACUCAUUACCUGAACAAUCCUCCGAACAAUUCACAUCCUAUAUGUCUAACCAUUAUGAUAAAAAUACUGGUCCCAAACGCCACGAUAAUUAUCAAGACUCUAGCCAUUACAACGAAUAUAAUUUAAAAGUUGAUUUGCCAGAUAAACCUAAAAAUACUCGAGUUUCACCAUUGAUUAAAGCUGAACAAGAAUUAAUCAAACUUCAAACAAACACAAACUUAUCAGACAAUUUAGAUUUCAAAACCCAGAAGAAAUUUUAUGGAAGUGAUAAUAACUAUCCACCAUGUAAUCGUGAUAUUGCUUCUGGAUCACGAAUCGACAUCAAAGCACCUGGCAAGAAUGGUGAUAUGUCUCCUGGAACUAGAGCAACUUGGAACAAAGGUCAGCCAAAACGAUCGAAUUUAAAAGCACCUGUCAAAGAUAUGUCUACCCCAAGUCGAUUUGAUGUCAGUGUUAAGGAAGUUGGUGGUAAUGGAAAGGAGAAGAAGAAAGUUGUACAAAUUCAGGAGAAGAAUCGAACUAGAUCUCCAAGAAAUGGUUCAAAUUCACCUGCACCAGUAAGAACAGUAGGAGAUGAAGUAAGUAGGAAACUCAAUGGUGUUGAUGAAACCUUGGAUAAAAUUCGACAAGGAGAGGUAAUUAAUAAUUGGAAAGGAGAUAACUCUAGCCAAAUAUCAUCUACAUCAUUUAGUACAAAAACAGAGUCAGUACCUGUACAAGCCAUGACUCGAGAAGAGAGAAUUAAAGAGAGGUUACAAAUGAUUCAACAACAGGAAAAGAGAUAUGAUGAGUUAACUAUAGAGAAAAGACAGUUGGAGUCAGCAUUAAAUAGAAUACCAAUCCAUGGUCGAGUUGGUCGCAAAUCUAUUACUGAAAAGGAUGAUUUAGAGAAGAAGUUAGAGAAAGUUGAACAUGAACUAGGAUCAGUCAGAAUGUCAUUACGAAAAUAUCAAGUUUUAAAGUCAUCACGUUAA